Molecule: messenger RNA, 2716 nt
Organism: Diospyros lotus (date-plum)
Lineage: Eukaryota; Viridiplantae; Streptophyta; Magnoliopsida; Ericales; Ebenaceae
Product: phytyl ester synthase 2, chloroplastic-like
Exons: 14
Coding region: 232-2352 (706 amino acids)
Cellular component (GO): membrane
Source: RefSeq, a predicted model, not a curated record
UCCAACUUCCGUUAAGGCCCACCAGCCAGUCGGCCACCACGAGUCCUUGACCUUCUCCGUCUUCUUCCUCUCCAUGUCCAUUCUACUGAACUGAAAUCCUUUCCGUUUCUUUCCUCUGAAUCUUCCAACUCCAAAUUAUGGCCCGCUUUGCGUCACAUUGAAAGGCAUUGAUAUAGUCGGACUAGAAAGGGGGAAAACAAACGAUAUCGGUCAGGUUUGGCCACUUAUUGAAUGCGCUUAGACUUCGUCUCCAUGGCGGCUGCUGGCGCAGGAGCCUCGGCGGCUCCGUGGUUUCCACCCCUUCGCCACUGGCGGACCACCACCACUGCUACAAUCAAGCCGGCAGCUAAGGUGCCGGCCUCAGGUUCGACUGCGGCCCGGCCAUCCGUUCCGUCGCCGACCGAAUCGAGGAAUGGCUCCAGGAGUGGAAGGUUCGAGAUGAAGUCUGAAGUCCAGCCUGUUGUUCAACGUGGCGAUGGCUCGGUGGCGUUAUCGGAUGCGGAGUGCGCGAGUUUGAAGGAUUACUUUGAUAUGUCGGUGGAGAUGAUCAGAUCGAACGACUGUGGGCCGCCGCGGUGGUUUUCGCCGUUAGAAUGCGGGCCGCCGUCGAACAACUCUCCUCUAUUGCUGUAUUUACCUGGGAUUGAUGGUACGGGACUUGGACUUUUUUUGCAUCAUCAAAGACUUGGGAAGAUUUUUGAAACAUGGUGCUUGCACGUUCCCAUUAUGGAUCGAACACCAUUUAAAGAACUGGUGAAGCUGGUUGAGAGAACAGUGAGGUUAGGGAAUUACUAUUCACCAGACAGACCUAUAUAUCUUGUUGGAGAAUCUAUUGGAGGAUGCCUUGCACUGGCUGUUGCUGCUCACAACCCUGAUAUUGAUCUCAUAUUGAUUUUGUCAAAUCCAGCUACAUCAUUCAAUAAGUCGCAGCUGCAAGCACUGACACCUUUUGUGGAAAUCAUGCCCAAACAAUUGCAUCUUAUUAUCCCCUAUAUACUGAGUUCAAUGACAGGCAUCUCUCUGAAUAUGAUGGCAGCUACAAUGGAGAAAGGUCUUCCUCUGCAACAAACAGUUGGAGAGCUAUCACAGGAUGUCGUAGCAUUAACAUCUUAUCUUUCUGUCCUUGCUGAUGUUUUGCCAGGAGAAACGCUGCUUUGGAAGUUUCAGAUGCUUAGGUCAGGUGCAACAUAUACAAAUUCACGUCUCCAUGCUGUGAAAGCGCAGACAUUAAUUCUUUCCAGUGGAAAGGAUCAGCUACUACCAAGUCAUGAAGAAAGUGAAAGACUUCUUCAUAUUCUCCCAAAAUGUGAGAUCCGCAAGUUUGACAACAGCGAGCAUGCACUAUUCUUGGAAGAUAACAUUGAUCUAGUGACUGUCAUAAAGGGUGCUAGUUUCUAUCGUCGUUCUAGGUUCCUAGACUAUGUCUCAGAUUACUUGCCACCAAGCCCUUCUGAAUUCAGAAAAUUGCAGGAUUCAUGCAGAUGGAUUGAGGUGGCUACUUCCCCAGUCAUGCUCUCAACUUUAGAGGAUGGGAAUAUUGCAUUGGGCCUUUCAGGGAUUCCUUCAAAUGGACCAGUCUUGUUUAUUGGCUAUCACAUGUUACUGGGGUUCGAAGUGGUUCCUUUUAUAUCCAGAUUCUGGUCUGAAAGAAACAUGGUUGUACGAGGGAUAGCACAUCCAAUGCUGUUUAAGAGGUUGAGAGAUGGGAACUUACCUGAUAUAUCAACAUUUGAUGCCGUUAGAAUUAUGGGAGCAGUUCCUGUGUCAGCAACUAACUUCUAUAAACUUCUUUCUUCGAAGUCUCAUGUACUGUUAUAUCCAGGAGGUGUUCGUGAGGCUCUUCAUCGCAAGGGUGAGGAAUACAAACUAUUCUGGCCAGAACGGUCUGAAUUUGUCAGGAUGGCAGCCAGAUUUGGAGCAACAAUUGUACCUUUUGGUGUUGUUGGAGAAGAUGAUUUUGGUGAGGUAGUCUUCGAUUAUGAUGACCAAAUGAAGAUUCCUUUUCUGAAGGCUGACAUUGAAAAGAGGAGAGAAGAGGCUGUCAUGUUAAGGACCGACAUAGAUGGAGAGGUUGCAAACCAAGAUUCACACUUCCCACUAAUUUUACCUAAACAUCCAGGUCGUUUCUAUUACCUGUUUGGAAAGCCAAUUGAAACAAAAGGGAGGAAGCAGGAGUUAAGGGACAGAGACAAAGCGCAUGAAUUAUACUUGGAAGUGAAGUGUGAGGUUGAGAGAUGCAUGGAUUACUUGAAGAAGAAGAGAGAAAAUGAUCCGUACAGGAAUAUAAUGCCUCGCUUAUUUUACCAGGCUACACAUGGCUUUGACUGUGAAGUCCCCACAUUUGAACUUUGAUCAUCUUUUAAGUUAAAGGUAAGUUUCUUCAUCUCUUUUCAUCCAUGGAAAAUCAUGAAAGAAAGCUUAAUAUUAGGCACUACUAGUUCACUUCCCUUUAGCACCUGCAGUCACAUAUAAUCUCUUACGGGUCAUCAUUCAUUCUUAAACCCCCACUUAGGCAAGGCAGACGGGGGUGGUUGUGUACCCAAAUCUCUACGCAGAAACACGACAACUGAACUCGAGAUGUCUGAUAUAUUGUUAUUUUAAUUCGUCCAUUUUUAGUAGGGAGUAUCCUAAAUGUUGUAGAACUUUAAUGUGAAGUUAUAAUAUUUGUAACUUUUUUUAUUUAUUUAUUUUUAUGUCCAAUCCAUUGAUGAGAUCA